Molecule: messenger RNA, 309 nt
Organism: Trachymyrmex cornetzi
Lineage: Eukaryota; Metazoa; Arthropoda; Insecta; Hymenoptera; Formicidae
Product: THAP domain-containing protein 11-like
Exons: 2
Coding region: 55-309 (84 amino acids)
Molecular function (GO): sequence-specific DNA binding
Source: RefSeq, a predicted model, not a curated record
GAAGAUUUUAUUCUUAAUGCGUUUUUUUUAAUAUCCUAUUUCGAAGUUAUAAUAAUGAGUAAAGGUGGAUUUUCUUGUGUGAUGUGUAAAAACAUAUCUGGACGAAAUGCAGGAAUAAAGUUUUUUCGUUUUCCAAAAGAUCCAGAAAUGUCUAAAUUAUGGCUCAAAUCUUGUAAUCGUAUGAUUGAUAGAACAACUGAAGAACUUUAUAAAAAUUAUCGAAUUUGUAGUGAUCAUUUUAAUGAAAACAUGUAUCUUAAUGACUUGAAAACUAGACUUCUUCCUGCAGCUAUACCAAAUGCAACAUAG